Molecule: messenger RNA, 1560 nt
Organism: Fusarium vanettenii 77-13-4
Lineage: Eukaryota; Fungi; Ascomycota; Sordariomycetes; Hypocreales; Nectriaceae
Exons: 2
Coding region: 1-1560 (519 amino acids)
Biological process (GO): transmembrane transport
Molecular function (GO): transmembrane transporter activity
Source: RefSeq, a predicted model, not a curated record
AUGGCGGACCAUUCACAAAUUCAGCAGGAAAAGGAAGUGGCAGGGGCCUGCCUUGAGCCGGUCGAGACUGGUACCUCGUACCAGCCCCCCAAGAUAGGGACAUGGAGGCGUCGUCUGAUCAUGCUCUCUCUCUGUUUGACACUCUUCCUUUCAGCUCUCGACAUUACUAUCACUUCGACUGCGCUGCCGACUAUCGCCAAUCAACUCCACGUCACUGCUCGAGAAUAUGCCUGGAUUGGUAGUGGCUACACCUUGUCCACGACGGCGUCGACGCCAGUAUGGGCAAAGCUCUCAGACAUUUUCGGUCGGAAGCCCACGAUAAUGAUAUCGACGGCGAUAUUCAUGGGCGGAAGUCUUAUUUGUGCCCUGGCCCAUUCGAGUACGACACUCAUCGCUGGCAGGGUGGUCCAGGGACUUGGUGGUGGGGGCUCCACUGUGCUCAUCACCAUCAUCAUUGGCGACCUUUUUGCUCUGGCGGAGCGUGCGAAAUAUUACGGCCUCACGGGUAUUGUCUUCGGAAUUGCCAGUGCUGUUGGACCUGUCCUAGGAGGCAUCUUUGCGCAGGCCGUCAGUUGGAGAUGGUGCUUUUACAUCAAUCUCCCCUUCGAUGCCGUCGCCUUGGUCGUCCUCUUCUUCACGCUUAAAAUCGACAUCGAGAAAGAGCCGGUGGUGGAUGGACUGCGUAGCCUUGACUGGAUGGGAUUCGCCCUCAUCAUCGGUGGCACCAUCUGCUUCCUUUACGGCCUUGAGGCUGGUUCUGGCGGACUUGCGCCUUGGGAUUCAUCGCUUGUCAUUUGCUUGAUAGUCUUUGGAGUCGUCAUCUUGGCUCUAUUCAUGGCCUGGGAAGCCAAAUUCGCCAAAACGCCCAUCAUCCCCUUCCACAUCUUUCAGAGCACGACGAAUAUCGCCUCGUUCACGGUUGCGUGUUUACACUCGUUCAUCUUCAUCUCGUACGACUUCUUCCUCCCUCUUUACUUCCAAGUCAUACUAGGAUUCAAGCCCAUCAUAUCUGGAGUCACACUCUUUGCCCUCAUACUACCCAUGUCCUUUGUAACGCUGCUAGGCGGAUAUAUCGUUCGAAGAACUGGAAACUUCAAGAUUCUCAUCACCAUCGGAGCUGGCUUAAUGACUUUGGGUACUGGGUUAUUCAUUGAUCUUUCUCAGAGUGUUCAGUGGGCCAAGAUCACAGUCUUCCAGCUUAUCGCUGGUAUGGGAUCUGGAGUGCUGUUCCAGAACCCCAUGAUCGCUCUACAGAGCCAUGUCCACCACAGGGACUUGACGGCGGCAAUGUCAGCAUACACGUUUCUACGAAGCCUAUUCACGUCUAUUUCUAUCGUUGUGGGAACAGUGUUGAUCCAGAGAACCGUCGGUGGUGGAAACUUGACGUCUGUCUCGCACGAAGAGGGAUCGGCUACGACCGAUAAGGAGGACUAUAUGAGCGGCUUGCGCAUCAUGUGGGCAUUCUACACAUCCCUAGCAGGACUUGUGUUUCUGGUAUCUUUUCUCAUCAAACCUAAGCAGAGUAAAAAGACGGAUCAUGUUGAAUCGGGCUCGAAUUAG